Ambispora gerdemannii is the source of this 1233-nucleotide messenger RNA. Lineage: Eukaryota; Fungi; Glomeromycota; Glomeromycetes; Archaeosporales; Ambisporaceae. The record is from the annotation of a GenBank genome assembly.
AUGAAAAAUCAAGAAGAGAACUUAAAAAAACAGUUUUACGCUAGCCCAAAAAAUAGUUCCGAAAGAGCCUCCAUUAAAAAUCAAUUAACCCGGCUCCAAAAAGAAAAGUUUGAUAAAGGUGAGUGUGGAAAAGGAAUUAGUUUUGAUGCUAAAAAUGAAGAAUUAUUCGAACGCCUAAAAAACCCCACCGGUCCAGCCACUGACCCUGGCGUUUUAGCCAGUCAAAUUAAAGAAGAAUUAAGAGCCAUUUUGAACGGAAGCCGAAAAAUGAAAAGCGGAGACAGAAAAGAAAUUAAAGAAGCGAUUGCUAAUUUGCCUCGCAAACGUCAAGAACCGCUGGACUUAGAUAAAAUAACUACUCGGAUGGUACGAGUUAAGCGGGAAGAUUUAAAUUCGGCUGAUUUUAACGAAAUAAUUAGUUUAAUUCGUCAAGUUAGUAGUUUUUUAGAGGAAAAAGACAAACAAGAGCAACAGCAAACUGAAAAUAUAAAAUUGAACAACCCUCAUUUAUUUACUCAAUCAAGAUGUUCGACAGAUGGAGAAUACAACGGUCGCAGAAGUGGCAAACAUAAUGGUUUUAAUUAUACUAUUUAUGUUCCGGAUAACCAUUUUGCUUUAACUAAUGUGUUGUUUGAUGACGGUUGGGGAACUAACUCGGAACAAAGAGAUGAAAUUGUUUCCGACGAAAAACAAGCCCGACGCUUAAUAAACCAAGGCAAACAGGUUAGUUAUCAAACUUAUGUUGACUUAAAUGAUAAAAUUUCUAUCGACCAUUACCAAGAAAACGGACAGUUAGAUUUAGCCAAACCAGUUAGUGGGAUUAAUAAAGGACUAAUUAAAAAUAACGACCAUGGAAAAAGUAUGAGUGGCAGACUUAUUACUAACGAUAAUGAAAAAGCCAAAACAUCUGAAAAAAUUGAUAAUGAAUUUCUCCUGCAAUACUUUCAAGAAAAAAAUAUCAAACAAAUAUCUUUAACUCCGGACGGUAAUUUACUGAUUGAAUAUAAUAGUGAUAAAACAGAAAUUAUAAAUAACAAUCAAGCUAAUAAUCAAGAACUACAAAAAGUUAUUAGUUAUUACCAAAAAAAUAAUCAAACCAAUUUAAGUCAGCAAGAUUUAAUUAGUAUGUCCGAUACUAACUCGUCAACCACAAGUCCGAAAAAUAACCAUGUUUUAUUAAUCAGUUUUGGUAUUGUUGGAGCCUUAAUGGUUGGAACGGCUAUCGGAUUAUGA